Messenger RNA from Pocillopora verrucosa, 546 nucleotides. The record is from RefSeq and is a predicted model, not a curated record. Lineage: Eukaryota; Metazoa; Cnidaria; Anthozoa; Scleractinia; Pocilloporidae.
CAAGCUUUUGUUUGAAAGAUGGAUAACGAUGUUCUUACCACGCUAAAGAUCUUAAUUAUUGGAGAAAGUGGCGUUGGAAAAUCCAGCCUGCUUCUAAGAUUCACUGAUGACACAUUUGACCCUGACAUUGGAUCCACCAAAGGUAUUGACUUCAAGGUUAAAACUUUGACUGUGGAUGGAAACAAAGCAAAACUAGCAAUUUGGGACACAGCAGGGCAGGAACAUUUCAGAACACUGACUCCCAGCUACUACAGGGGAGCACAAGGAGUUAUUUUAGUUUAUGAUACAAGCAGCAGAGAGACGUUUGAGAAAUUGGAAGAAUGCCUCAAUGAAAUAGAAAUGUAUUCAACAAAAAAAGACAUCAUAAAAAUGCUUGUUGGCAACAAAAUAGACAAGGAGGGUCGUGAAGUUGAUAGAAAACAGGGAUUACAAUUUGCAAGAAGACAUUCCAUGUUAUUUAUUGAAGCAAGUGCAAGAACAAGAGAGGGGGUUCAACUUACUUUUGAGGAACUAGUAGAGAAGGUAUUUAAACCACCAGGCAAUUAA